UGGGAAGUGUGGGACCCGGGAAACUAUAGAGAGCACCAAAAGGACGAUAUAUAUAUAAGACACGUGACGUACAGUUGCCGUGUACUACCUUGGUGCCGCGUGCAAUAAAACCGCGCGCCUCUCACCACAUUGAAGAUUUCUAUUUAUCGGAUUAUUAAAGGUUAUGCAGUUGCAUCGUCGCGACAUCUCCUCCCUGCCUGGCAUUGCCAGCAGUUAUCAGUGAUUUCAUUGAUUGAUAUCAGGAUUUCGUGUUGGCCUCCUUUUCUAGGACUACUCGUGUAUAAGGAGAACAAUGGACUAAACGUUUUCUUGAAUAGCUACUUUACAAGGGAAUAAAUCUAAUUUGAAAGUUGGCGCCGAGUUUUCGUGGCUACAAAUUGUUGUUUGGUAGGGGAAAACUACGCAAUCUGUGUGAUGCUUCGGGUGUUAUAGGCGUGCAGCAAGACGAGCCUUUUAAUAGUUGCAUUUCCUAACCACUCUGAAUCGACCCGAAAAUGUCUAAUACAAAGUUCAAAAAGGAUAAAGAAAUCAUUGCUGAUUACGAGAGUCAAGUUAAAGAGAUCCGUGCCCAGCUGGUGGAGCAGCAGAAAUGCCUGGACCAGCAGACAGAGAUGAGGGUGCAGCUCCUCCAGGACCUGCAGGACUUCUUCAGGAAGAAGUCCGAGAUUGAGAUGGAGUACUCCAGGAACCUGGAGAAACUGGCAGAGAGGUUCAUGGCUAAGACUCGGAGCACCAAGGACCACCAGCAGUACAAGAAGGACCAGAACCUGCUGUCCCCGGUUAACUGCUGGUACCUGUUGCUGAACCAGGUGAGGAGGGAGAGCAAGGACCAUGCCACCCUCAGUGACAUCUACCUGAACAACGUCAUCAUGCGCUUCAUGCAGAUCAGCGAGGACUCCACACGCCUGCUCAAGAAGAGUAAGGAGAUAACGUUUCAGCUUCAGGAAGACUUGAUGAAGGUCCUCAACGAGCUUUACACUGUGAUGAAGACUUACCACAUGUACCACACGGAGAGCAUUAGUGCAGAGAGCAAGCUGAAGGAGGCGGAGAAGCAGGAGGAGAAGCAGAUCGGCCGGGCCGAGCCCGUCUUCAGCUAUCGCCUGGAAGACAAGCACCAGAGACGCAGCUCCGUCAAGAAGAUUGAGAAGAUGAAGGAAAAGCGCCAGGCCAAGUACUCGGAGAACAAGCUGAAGUCAAUCAAAGCACGGAACGAGUACCUGCUGACACUGGAGGCGACAAAUUCCUCCGUCUUCAAGUACUACAUCCACGACUUGUCUGACUUAAUUGACUGCUGUGAUCUGGGCUACCACGCCAGCCUGAACCGUGCCCUGAGGACCUACCUAUCGGCUGAGUACAACCUGGAGACAAGUCGCCAUGAGGGCCUAGACAUCAUCGAGAACGCCGUGGACAGUCUGGACCCCCGCAGCGACCGCCAGCGCUUCAUGGAGUUGUACCCCACAGCCUUCUGCCCGCCCAUCAAGUUCCAGUUCCAGCCCCACAUGGGCGAUGAGGUGUGCCAGAUCGCGAUGCAGCCGCCGGUGAGCGGAGAGCUGAUGUUGAGGUUCCAGCAACUACAGUCCCGCCUGGCCACUCUGAACAUCGAGAACGAGGAGAUCAAGAAGACGUCAGAGGCCACCCUGACGACCAUCCAGGACAUGGUGACCAUCGAGGACUACGACGUCUCCGAGUGUUUCCACCACAGCCGCUCCACCGAGUCGGUGAAGUCCACCGUGUCGGAGACCUACCUCAGCAAGCCCAGCAUCGCCAAACGGAGGGCCAACCAGCAGGAGACGGAGCAAUUCUACUUCAUGAAAUUCCGGGAGUUUCUGGAGGGCAGCAAUCUCAUCUCCAAACUGCAGGCCAAGCACGACCUACUGAAGAGGACUCUGGGAGAAGGUCACCAAGGGGACUAUAUGACCACAAGGCCUCCCAAUGUGCCGCCCAAACCUCACAGUGGCAGAAAUAGGAGGGCUAGGCCCCGCUCGGUCUUUAACGUUAAGUUGUUUAAUGGCAAUCUGGAGUCCUUUGUCAAGGACUCUGGACAAGCUAUUCCCCGUGUGGUGGAGAGCUGUGUUCGAUUCAUCAAUCUCUAUGGCCUUCAGCAUCAAGGGAUAUUCCGUGUGUCCGGGUCUCAGAUGGAAAUCAAUGACAUCAAGAACUCAUUCGAGAGAGGUAAGGACCCAUUGACAGAUGAAGAGAACAACCACGACAUCAACUCGGUUGCCGGGGUUCUUAAACUCUACUUCCGGGGCCUGGAGAAAUCCCUCUUGCCCAAGGAAAGAUUUAAUGACCUCCUCUCCUGCGUCAGAAUAGAGAACCUGUAUGAGAGGUCCCUGUACAUCCGUAAGAUUCUCCUGACCGCCGUGCCCAGAUCCAUCCUCAUCGUGAUGCGCUACCUUUUUGCCUUUCUCAAUCACCUGUCCCAGUACAGCGAUGAGAACAUGAUGGACCCCUAUAACCUGGCCAUCUGCUUCGGGCCCACCCUCAUGCCCACACCCAACAUCGAGGACCAGGUGUUGUGCCAGGCACACGUCAAUGAGAUCAUCAAGACCAUCAUCAUCCACCACGAAACCAUCUUCCCCGACACCAAGGAGCUGGACGGGCCCGUCUACGAGAAAUGCAUGGCCGGGGAAGACUACUGUGAGAGUCCCUACAGUGAGCAUGGGGCCAUAGAGGAGGUGGACAAUGAGGGAGGGACUGAGACGCAUACCAGUGAGGAUGAGGGCGAGCCCAUCGAAGCAAUUGCCAAGUUUGACUACGUGGGACGUUCUGCCCGAGAGCUGUGCUUCAAGAAGGGCGCCUCCCUGCUGCUGUACCAGCGGGCAUCGGACGACUGGUGGGAGGGCCGGCACAACGGCAUUGACGGCCUGGUACCUCACCAGUACAUCGUGGUGCAGGACAUGGAUGACAAUUUCUCAGACACGCUUAGUCAGAAGGCUGACAGUGAGGCCAGCAGCGGCCAUGGAGCUGAGGACAAGUGUUCAGGAAAAGACAUGAGCUCUCCGACUGACACCAGGAUCACUGACGCCUACAUUGGCAGCAGGCAUAAGAAGAGGAUGGAGCCCCCCUCCCGCCGCCCCCCGGCACGCCCUAAUGAUGUCAACUGCAUGGUGCACCCCUCCCAGCAGACCCACGGUGGCCAGGCUCACACGCCUGAGAUGGGCUCCCCGGUUCUGGGUCACUCCUUCAGCCCCCGGGACCUGCUGCGGAGCCGUAACCACGGCCAGCUUCCCAUGGACAGCCCCGAGCACCGGCGCCGAACAGGCCACGGCAGCCUGACCAACAUCAGCCGCCAUGAGUCACUGAAGAAGAUGGAGAGCCCGCCCAUUCGACGCUCCACAAGCUCGGGCCAGUACACAGCCGUGUUCCAGGACCCCCACCCGCACGGUGGUGGCAAGCCCCUGGAUCCGGAGACCAUUGCACAGGACAUAGAGGAGACGAUGAACACGGCGCUGAACGAGUUGCGUGAGCUGGAGAGGCAGAGUUCGGCCAAGCACGCUCCCGAUGUUGUGCUGGACACCCUGGAGCAGAGGCAGUCGACCGGGGGUCCCACCCCAGCCAGCUCCAGCGAGUCCCUCAGCCCCCUCCACAACAUCCUUCUGAGGGCUCAGACCGGCGAGGCCGGGGGGCCCCCGAUGCGCCGCAGCACCAGCUCUUCCAGCGACACCAUGAGCACCUUCAAGCCGGUAGUGGUACCCCGUAUGGGGGUGCAGCUUAAACCGCCUGCCCUGAGGCCCAAGCCCCUGGUGCUGCCCAAGACGGGCCCGACUCACCCUCCCCCUGUACACCCUCCCCAAGAGCCCCUAGACAAGUCGUGCACCAUGUGAACUUUGAACUCUGGGAUGGGAACAUGGACCAACAGGAAACUGGGAGAGGGUCUCUGACUACAUAUAGUAGCAAUAUGUUAUCAUUGUCUAUAGAUGAUAAUAAUAGUAACAAUAUUGUGUAAGAGUAUAAGAACAGUCCAUUGCCUGGACAUUGAGGAUGCUGUUGUAAUUUACUUUGUGAGAAAGAUGUGUUUUCUUGUGUCGAGAAGUUAACCAGUGUCCAGUAAGUUAACCACAUUUAUUAACAAUGAAAACAGGAACAUUCUCAGGUCUGCUAGACAGACUGAACUACCACAAGGAAAGGAUCAUGUUUCAGUGUAACUAACUAUUUAACAGACAAAUAAUUGUCAAGGUCCAUAUGGAAAAUAGUGUAGAAUCUGCUGAAAUGCCUAGCAUCGCUAGAUAAGUCAACUUUUUCUUCUUGAUCAUUACUGUAUACAGAACAACAAAUCACGAGGCUUCCUUUGAGGUUGGAGAAACUUGUCUGGUAGUUCACAAAAACUAGAGAACUACAAAAGAAUGAACACUAAAGAAACAAAAUAAUGCACGUUGCAAUUCUGUUUUGCUUACUACUCAGCCAGGGGAACUAUGGGAAAUGUAGCUGAACCUGACUAAGGUUUGCUUCUCACUUAGAUGGACAAUGCUUAGAUUUAGAGUACCAAUCGUAAGGCUUUACUGCCACUCAGAAAUAUAAGCUGUCAAUAGUGAAAUUUCAAACCACCAUUUGAAAGCUGUUGGAAGUUUGGAUGUAGCUAAUGUUUAUAGCUGAGACUGAAGCAGGGAGGGCAAGAGUCCAGAUAUGUGUGUGAUCAUAAGGAUGCACUCUCACAUACAGUUUUGGCCAAAUAUAUUCGCACCCUUGCACUUUUCUUAAAUAAUUCCCUAUUUCUUCUCAAAUAAAUUGCAAUUGGAAAAAAAACUUUGUUAUUGAAUUUUCAACAUUGCAGAACAUAUUUUAUUUUUGUAAACUGUAUUUUCUAAAUUAAAUUUGUAAACUUAAGACAAAUGGCCUGGGCAAAAUGAUUGGCACCCAGGAGCUAGUACUUGUGCUGUGGGGUUGCUUUGCUGCCUCUGGUACUGGGGCCUUGAACGUGUGCAAGACAUCAUGAAUCAUGAAAUCAGAAGAUUAUCAAGCUAUUUUGGAGUUCAAUGUUCAACACAGUGUCCAAAAAUUGUGUCUUUUAAGGUUGUGGGUCUUCCAGCAGGACAACAAUCCAAAACACACGUCAAAAGCACCCUGAAAUGGUUCAAGAAGAAUCGCUGAACUGUUCUGGAGUGGCCAGCGAAGAGUUGUUCAACGUGGAGGGCUCCCUCAAACGUUGAACAAUUAUAGCAGUUUGCUGCAGAAAAGUGUGCCAAAUUGCCAGUUGAAAGGUAUAGCAAGCUCACUGAUGGCUCCAAGAAGCAUUUAUCUGAAGUUAUCUUGGCCAAAGACCAUGUAACCAACUUCAAGCUCCAACUUCAAGCUCUGGGGUGCUAAUCAUUUUGUUCAUGACAUUUUCUUUAUUUUCUCAAAUUGUAAACUUAAGUUCACAAAAAUAAAAUUGGUUCUGCAAUGUUGUGAAAAACCAAUAGGGAGUGGAGACCGGUUUAUUUAUUUUUACGUUUCAACUUAUUUGAGAAGAAACAGGGAAUUAUUAAAGAAAAGUGCAAAGGUGCCAAUGUAUUUUGCUGCAACUGUAUAUACUGUAGAUAUAAUUGGACAGUAGAUGAUGAGAUGUUUAUUUGGUGCACAACAGAAGAGUACAAAUGAACUGGAUACACUUUUGUCAAGGACUAGCUGCACCUCCCAAAGGUUCUGAGAAUGAUGUUACGAGAUGUUACAAGAUUGCCUACAUGUUGAUUUUAUAUGGCUUUAAUUUUAUGGCAGCAUCAUAGUUCUAAUGGAGGUCUGGAAGGAGACAAGAGGAUACAACCACUGUGAAAUAUGACCCGUUAUGGAAAUCCUGUGAAAAUGUUUAUAUACUCUUGAAGACCUGUGUCGAACCUUCGUUGGCUUUUUGUCUUUAUAUUCACGGGGAGCGGUUGAGAAUGGUUUGCAUAUAAAACAGAGUAUAGAAAACACACCAGAGCUUGGUUUACAACAACACACAAUGCCUGGCUUUCUCUGUCCAAAGACGACAUCUACUUUUACAGCAUGGAUGGAUGUUUGUUUCUCUCUCCCUCCUUCUGCAAUGUAAGCAUUCUUUUAGACUCCCUAAACUCAUGGCAGUAAACUCCCAAAGACAGAAUGCUGGACUGACUGUUACUGCUUCUUGUCAGUGUGUUAGGAGCUUUAUAUCCCAUCCCCAUAGCCCCUUCUGAUCUGUAGGCUAAUCCUUGUGUUGUGGAUGGGGAGAUGGGCUGGUCCAUUACGCUGUGGGGGAGAUGUGACUGAUGUUUAGAUUCUCCAUCAGGACUUUGUUAGUACAUUUAGGUUAUACCCCCUUUUGAAUGAUUGUUGUGUGCCAGAUCCCAGCUGUAUAGAGGAGCAGACGCAGCACAUGUGGACGUGGGGAAUGCAUACUCACAUGUUCACUGAAGACCAUGUCACAGGAUGUGGGUGUCAUUGUGGAGGCUGCUGAGGGAACGAUGCCUCAUAAUAAUGUAUGGAAUGGAGUAUAAUCUAGUGAAUGGAAUGGUAUCAAACACGUGAAAACCAUGUGUUUGAUACCAUUCCCUUCACUCCAUUCCGGCCAUUAUUAUGUGCCGUCCUCCCCUCAGCAGCCUCCACUGGUGGGUGCAUGUGACAACUAAUCAUCACAAGGGAAAUGGCCUCCUCAUACUGUAACUAUGUUCCCCUGUGACAGUGCCCUCUAUGGGUCUCUUUUAAAGGUGUAGCUGAAGACAAGAGACUGAUGGAUGCAUGCGUGGGAAGCUUGCAUCUGGUUAAAGAACAAGGACUCCAAAAAGCAUUGUCUCAAGUUUGCAAUAAGCAAUGCUUUCCUUGGCAUACAAACUGCAACAGGUUUAUUUUUGUCUGUUGCCAAAAUGUCAUGUAUAUUAAAAGUGAAUAUGAUUUGAAUUCUGGAUUACUAACCCUUUCUGGAUUUUGUAAUCAUUUUUUAAAAGAUUUUGUUUGUUAGAAUUGAAUGCGAUUUUUAGAACAAAGGUUGUAGAAAUUCAAAGGUCCAAAGAACAGAGCCACGGAAUUUGCAGGUGUCCCACCCAAACUUUGGUCGUAUUCAUCAGACACCAAAGGGAAGAGAACAAACAGGAAGGGACUACCCCAAUAAGAAACACUCAUUUUGCUUUCUGUUUUGCAACAGUGUCCUAAUGAACAUGAGCCUGUUGUAAUCUGUGUUGUCUUUCUAUAUGCCAUUAUACACAGUUAGCAGUGGAGUCCUGCCUGUUGACUGUUGCUUUGUGUCCAUGUACAUCUGUAGUAUGUACACAUGAAAGUGCCUUAGUUCAUAGUUUCUCUAAAACAUUUUCAAUGUUCUGUACAGUUGCAUUCUUAUUUCAGACCCUGUGUUAUGAGCAAGUGGAGUAGAAAGCGAGACAAAUUAAUUAAUGAGCGAAGUCUUGCAUCUCAAUAUCUGCGGUGCUGCUCGUGGCAACGUCAAUCUUUAAUAAUAAAGAUACUGCUUAUCCAUUGUGACAUCGCACAGAACUGUAUAUUUGGCAUGUAACAUCUUAACAACUUGGAGCUCUGAGGACUGUUCCUCAAGGGUUUUUCUGUCUAAUAAAGGAAAUACACUGAACAACAAUAUAAACGCAACAUGUAAAGUGUUGGUCCCAUGUUUUAUGAGCUGAAAUUAAAGAUCCCAGAAAUUCUCAA
Messenger RNA from Oncorhynchus nerka (sockeye salmon), 7587 nucleotides. RefSeq names its product SLIT-ROBO Rho GTPase-activating protein 1-like. The coding region runs from base 495 to 3827 and encodes 1110 amino acids. The record is from RefSeq and is a predicted model, not a curated record. Gene Ontology annotation, biological process: negative regulation of cell migration; signal transduction. Lineage: Eukaryota; Metazoa; Chordata; Actinopteri; Salmoniformes; Salmonidae. Gene Ontology annotation, cellular component: cytoplasm. The transcript has 22 exons. Gene Ontology annotation, molecular function: protein binding.